This is a messenger RNA of Tripterygium wilfordii, 957 nucleotides long. RefSeq lists its product as uncharacterized. The record is from RefSeq and is a predicted model, not a curated record. NCBI's taxonomy places the organism in Eukaryota, Viridiplantae, Streptophyta, Magnoliopsida, Celastrales, Celastraceae. The transcript has 3 exons. Bases 1 to 957 code for a protein of 318 amino acids.
AUGUGUAUUUUUGGGGUUGAGCUCCUAACACCCUGUAAAAAUAACGUAAAUCAAUACCAAAACUCUCUGUUUUGCCUCCUUCACCAUGAGAAGGCUUGGGACGCCGUGGAGGAUGGAAGGACUCACAUUCACCUAUACGAAGUCACGGAUACUUGGGUGAUCAACCUUGUUGACAAUGGUGAGUAUUUUGACUUUGAUUUCGAUACUGAAUUUGUCGAACCAGAGGUAAACCACGACACUACCCUAGUAUUCACUACAGAUUUGAUAUUUGAUAGCAAAGAAAUGGUGAUUGAAUUGACAAGGAGGACUAGGCAUUCUAAUGGAGUGAUGGAUUAUUUUGGAUGUGAGAGGAGCGGUACAUACAAAUGGAAAAAAGACAAUGGAAAGGGCAAGCGGGUUGUCAAGAGAAGGAAGUCUUCAUCAAAGAAAUGUAAUAGUCGAUUUAGGUUGCAAGCGCAAAUGGUUGACACGACAACAAAGAAAUGGGCAUUGCAUGUCCAGAAUGACCAUAACAACCAUGAAUUAAUGAAGUUAGCUGAAGGGCACAACUUUGUUGGGAGGUUGACUGAAGAAGAGAAGGUUAUUGUUGAAAGACUUGGGAAGACUGAAGUCAGGACCAGAGAAAUCUUUCAUCAAAUCAAAUUGAAUGACACUAUAAAUGCUUCAGCCAUGAGGACAAUUUGCAAUGUCAGAAGUACUUCGAAGAUCAAGGAGAUGGCUGGUAGGACACAUAUGCAGCAACUGUUUAAACUGUUAAUAGAACUUGGAUAUGUCACGAAGUAUCGUAGCAAGCCUACGACGAAUGUUGUGCAGGAUUUAUUAUGGGCAUACUCUCCUUCUAUUCAAGUGGUCAAGGCUUUUCUAUAUGUUUAUAUGCUUCAUUGUACUUAUAAGACUAACAAGUAUCGACUGUCUUUGCUUGAGAUUGUUGGAGUGACCUCUACAAAUAAGACAUAG